Molecule: messenger RNA, 183 nt
Organism: Prunus armeniaca (apricot)
Lineage: Eukaryota; Viridiplantae; Streptophyta; Magnoliopsida; Rosales; Rosaceae
Source: the annotation of a GenBank genome assembly
AUGAGUUCUUCUUCUAUCUUGAAAUCAGAGUCUAGGUGCCGAAUAGUAGGAAAGAUCCAAAGCCAAAUGUUAACCCAAGAAUAUAGGCCGGUGGUGUCGUCUUUCUGGAUGGCGCUUGUGCCUACUUUGGUUGAACUUGAGGGAACUAGUGUGGAUCUUGACGUUGGUGGCAAAGGAGGUUGA